AUGGCUAUUUUCACGACUGGCCAGUCGCCACCAGCACUAUUCUUCGCUGCUCCAGCACCACCUCCUCCAGAUCCUUUUGCCAUCACACUUGCUCCAUAUUGGUUUCCUCCGAAAGCCACUGAACGGACCUCGUUGGCACCUCCAGCUCCAGCGCCACCGCCUCCACCUCCGCCAGCUCCUUUGGCUCCGCCUCCACCAGCUCCGCCAGCUCCUUUGGCUCCGCCUCCACCAGCUCCGCCUCCUCCGCCUCCUCCGCCUCCUCCUGCAGCUCCACCAGCCUUUCCACCUGCUCCAGCAUAA
Messenger RNA from Caenorhabditis remanei, 300 nucleotides. RefSeq lists its product as uncharacterized. Lineage: Eukaryota; Metazoa; Nematoda; Chromadorea; Rhabditida; Rhabditidae. The coding region runs from base 1 to 300 and encodes 99 amino acids. The record is from RefSeq and is a predicted model, not a curated record. The transcript is spliced from 2 exons.